This is a messenger RNA of Zingiber officinale, 1311 nucleotides long. Its product is annotated as cell wall adhesin EAP1-like. Bases 1 to 1311 code for a protein of 436 amino acids. Lineage: Eukaryota; Viridiplantae; Streptophyta; Magnoliopsida; Zingiberales; Zingiberaceae. Gene Ontology annotation, biological process: dUMP biosynthetic process; dUTP catabolic process. The record is from RefSeq and is a predicted model, not a curated record. The transcript is spliced from 2 exons. Gene Ontology annotation, molecular function: dUTP diphosphatase activity; magnesium ion binding.
AUGCCUACUAGGGUUGAGCCUAUCAGUCAGGGACAGACUCAGGAUAUUGCGGGCACGUCGAGCUCUCAGACCCCGAUGGCUCCUUUAGAGGUACCUACCUCUGUUGCACCGGCUGUAACCACCCCUACUGUAUUUACGGUACCACUAGGGGUACCACUGGCAUACCCGAUACCUGCUCCAGCAGAGCCUGCGGUGUACCCUGUAUCACCACCACAUGGACCUACCGUGUACCCGGCACCAGCAGCGCCCGUGCCCCCAUUGCCUACAGUGUAUCCAGCAGCACCUGCACCAGCGGUACCGGUUGCUCCUCAUUCAGUACCACCCACCAGACAUCCAGUCGCGGCCACCUAUGCUGACCCUGGAGUUCCACCAGAGGCAUAUGCCCCAGUUUAUGCAGCAGCACUGGGAGUACCUCCCACGGUCUAUUUAGCGGUACCCCCUGUAGCGCCAGCUCUAGUGUUUUCGCACGUUUCAGCAGCUAUCCCUACCCACCUCCCAUAUAUAGUCGCGGCACAAGCUCGGAUCCCAGCGUUGGCAGUGGGACUAAUCGGAAGGCUUUCAAAUACACCAAAUGUUGCCUUCACCUAUGAGGUAAACGGUGUUGUUGAUUAUCUAACAAGUCAUGGAGUAAUUGCUUUACCAGGACGACGAUAUAAUACCAGGCAACUGCAAGGAUUAAAUUGGGUGGUGUGCCCAACAAAUAGAAUUAUUCCCUUACAACCUAGAGAGGUAUCAAGUGACAACUCGAUAGAUGGAAGGCUCUCAAUCAGCUUCUCAAAUUAUCAAGCAACCCCAUCAACACGUGAAACAAUCUACAAUAGAAAUGAUGAUGAAGCUCCAAGUGAUGAAGAAGAAUUGAGACUGCAUACAAUAGCAGUCUUAAUUGAAGAAAGAAGGCUCCUCGUGAGAAGAUUGUACCCCUCAGUUGCCUUACCCAGAAGGGCAACUUCAGGAGCUGCUGGCUAUGAUUUACCAAUUAACAGGGCUCAGGAUGUACCUGUAAAUAGCAGGGCAUUAUUAACAACAGGGCUCAGCAUUAAAGUACCUGAUGGGACUUAUGCAAGGAUUGUCGCACAAUCAAGAGCAGCACUAAAAAGAGGAAUAUUAAUUGGAGUCGGCGUAGUGGAUUUUGAUUUUCGAGGUGAAGUAAAAAUUUUAGCAUUCAAUAUCACUGACCAACACAUCUUUCUGCAGAAGAAUGAAUGCAUCGCACAAAUUAUUUUGGAAAAUAUUUCUACACCAGAAGUAUAUGAAGUAGAAAGUUUAGAUAAUACAGUACGAGACACUAAUGCCUUUGGAUCAACAUCAUAA